Molecule: messenger RNA, 3342 nt
Organism: Penicillium roqueforti
Lineage: Eukaryota; Fungi; Ascomycota; Eurotiomycetes; Eurotiales; Aspergillaceae
Product: guanine nucleotide exchange factor
Exons: 2
Coding region: 1-3342 (1113 amino acids)
Biological process (GO): Ras protein signal transduction; positive regulation of GTPase activity
Cellular component (GO): plasma membrane
Molecular function (GO): guanyl-nucleotide exchange factor activity; protein binding
Source: RefSeq, a predicted model, not a curated record
AUGACCCCUCCGUUAACGCCACAAAACGCCCAGGACACAAACAUGGAUCAAUUGGAAGCCCCGAGGCCUGUCUUUCACAACUAUCUGCGCGCCUUCUACCCUUUUCACCCGGCUGGCAAUGUCUCUCCUUCGACCGUUACACUCCCGCUGGACCAGGGAGAUAUCAUUUUGGUACACUCCGUUCACACCAAUGGCUGGGCCGAUGGUACAUUAUUAGAUUCUGGGAAUCGCGGCUGGUUACCCACGAAUUACUGCGAGGCUUACGACCAAUUACCCAUGCGUCCUUUGUUGAAGGCCUUGACUGAUUUCUGGGAUAUCAUUCGAGGAAACUUCGGGUCAUCACUGAAGGACUUUGGAAAUCAAGACUUGAUGAGAGGCCCUAUCGCUGGCGUCCGCUUUCUACUAGAAAAAUCAGAAUGUCUUACUCGAGAAUCCGCUCUGGUAAGGCGAUUUGAGGGACUACGCAGAAUUCGAAAGGCUUUGCUAUCUGACCUGUCUUCGCUGGUGAAAACUGCGAAAAAGUUCCAGGAAAUUGCAAACGGGCUCCCGUCAGAAGACGAGGUUGAGGCCAUUCUGGAUGAGAUGCUUCUCAAGGCUUUCAAGAUUGUUACUAGAGGAGUUCGAUUCCUCGACGUCUGGAACGAGGAGGUAGGCUUGGGUCGGACUAUCGCCGAGAUGGAUGGGCCCAACGAAAGCUCAGGCCAGUAUAGCAUGCCACCGACUCCUGCAUCCGAAACUUUCAACUUGGGCGAGAACGAGGGACCUGAUCGAUCUGCGUCGCGAAUGCUGGAAUCACGAAUGGACCAUAGCCGGAUGGAUAUGAGUCGAUCAUCGAUGCGCACGGAGAUGGUUGAUCCUAGACCGGCCUCCGUCGCUACCAAACGGGUUUCUGUAUCCCACCGCAUGUCAGUCUCCGGCCCUUCGACUGCCAUCGUUGCCCAGAAUCUGGCAUCCGAACGCCUGGGAACAACAUAUGAUGCAUUCCUCGGCGUACUUGGCUCAUUCCUCGGGUUCCAUAUGCAGUCCCGCUCCUCGAUGGAGUUGGUUGUCACUACACAGCAGGCUGUCGAGGCAUGCAAGCAAUUGCUAAACGUCAUUGAGGUAGUAUGUGAGCAUGGUACACAUCGCAGCGCGUUUCUCGAACAGGCACGAGAGUUAAUGUGGGAGAAGCUAUCUGAGCUCGUUCACGCUGCACGCGACGUGUUUCGUCCCGCACAAAUGCCAGAAGAUGAUCUAUUUUUCAUGGUAGAUGAAGGAAAACGCCUUGUGGGUGCUGCGACUGACUGUGUCCGAGCAGCUGGAAACUGUUUGGCCAAGGCUCGCCUGGUGCUUGAGCAAAUUGGUGACCUUGAGCUUGACCCUGAACACUUCGAAGAGGAAAGACAGGAAUUGUCUAGCGUUGCCUCUCCACAAGAUGAACCGCAGACUCCCGUAGAAGAAGAGCGACAGGAGAUGUCACGUCUUCCCCCACCUCCUCUUCAGAUCCCUAGCACACCUGCUCUCACCGACGCUACAACACCUUCAUCCUUUCAGUCUCUUCCUGCAAAUUCCCCCGCCAACAUCACCGCCAUUUCUUCUUUACCUAAUUCUGCCAUACUCCCCACCCACCUCGAGAACAUCUCUUCCUUCUCCUCCACUGACAGUAACUACCGUGAAAGUCAUCCCAAGUCUGAUAUGAGCGAAUCAUUCGGACGUGGAAUUACAAGCAAUGGCAGCAGCUUCACGUAUAAUAGCCAUGCACGUGAUUCUGAGAUGAGUGGCGUUUCCCAAACCUCGACUCGGGCUACCUCGCCUGAUAUUGGGGGUAGCUUCCAGGGUAGCUUCAAGGUUCACUCGCUGAAGGAGAGUCUGAGCUACUCCACCCUCGCCGAGGAAAAUGAGGAGACUGAGGCCAACAUCCUGGAGAAGACUUUCGCACACGAACUUAUUUACAAGGAAGGUUCGGUGAUGGGCGGGAGUUUGCGUGCUCUUAUUGAGAAGCUGACUGCUCAUCAAUCUACCCCCGAUGCCAUGUUUGUUUCAACCUUCUACCUCACCUUCCGUCUGUUUGCUACGCCUCUUGAGUUUGCCGAGGCCCUCGCUGAACGCUUCGACUAUAUUGGUGAGACACCCCACGCCGCCGGACCCGUCCGUCUGCGUGUAUACAACAUCUUCAAGGGCUGGCUCGAGUCGCACUGGCGCCACGACCGCGACAACACGGCCCUGGAGUUCAUCGUCGACUUCGCAAGCACACGACUUAUGGCGGACCUUCCCACUGCUGGUAUGAGGUUGCUUGAUUUGGCCGGCAAGGUGUCCUCCGUUGGUGGUCCUCUUGUGCCUCGCCUGAUAUCUUCCAUGGGCAAGACCAACACUUCCAUUGCCCAAUACAUUCACCCCGAUACUCCCUUACCCCCUCCCAUCCUUGGCAAGAAGGAGCACCACUUGCUCAAGCAAUGGAAGAACGGCGAAGCCUCUAUAACCAUCCUUGACUUCGACCCACUUGAGCUCGCCCGCCAGCUCACCAUUAAGGAGUCACGCAUUUUCUGCUCGAUCCUUCCCGAAGAACUGCUGAACACGGAAUGGACUCCAAAGUCAGGAUCGUUGGCUGUGAACGUUCGCGCCAUGUCAACUCUCUCGACUGACCUCGCCCACCUCGUUGCUGACUCUAUCCUAUACCUCGAGGAGCCUAAGAAGCGUGCCGCUACCAUCAAGCACUGGGUCAAGAUUGCGAACAAAUGUCUAGAGUUGAACAACUACGACUCCCUCAUGGCGAUAAUCUGCUCAUUGAACUCGUCUAUGAUCUCUCGACUGAAGAAGACCUGGGACAUCGUAUCGCAGAAGACCAAGACUGUCCUCGAGCAGCUCUGCGGUAUCGUGGAUGUGUCUCGCAACUACGCAGUACUCCGUCAGCGCCUUCAGAACCACGUCCCUCCUUGCCUUCCAUUUGUCGGUACCUACCUGACCGACCUCACCUUCGUCGACCACGGCAACCAAUCUCUCCGCACCCUCUCCACCCAUGACAGUGAAAUGACUGUCAUCAACUUCGACAAGCACAUGAAGACAGCCCGUAUUAUCAGCGAGCUCCAACGGUUCCAGAUCCCCUACCGUCUGACCGAAGUCCCAGAGCUACAGGUCUGGAUGCAGAAUGAGUUUGUGCGCGUGCGCUCAAACGGCGAAAUCACCACACAAACCUUCUACCGCCGCUCUCUGGUUCUCGAGCCUAGAGAAGCCUCCCGCAGCGCAAACAACCUUCAGUCCCAGUCCGAGCCCAUGCCUUCCAUGCUUGACAAUGCCAAGGACAAGUUCGACUUCCUCUCAUGGACCAACCAUCCCAAGGCGAAGUCCGUCCCGACACACGGAUAA